Messenger RNA from Neoarthrinium moseri, 894 nucleotides. RefSeq lists its product as uncharacterized. Gene Ontology annotation, molecular function: aldose reductase (NADPH) activity. The record is from RefSeq and is a predicted model, not a curated record. Bases 1 to 894 code for a protein of 297 amino acids. Gene Ontology annotation, cellular component: cytosol. The transcript is spliced from 2 exons. NCBI's taxonomy places the organism in Eukaryota, Fungi, Ascomycota, Sordariomycetes, Amphisphaeriales, Apiosporaceae.
AUGGCUCCUGAACACACGAAGAAGACAUACACCCUCGCCUCGGGUGACAAGAUGCCCGCCAUUGGGCUGGGAACAUGGCAAUCUCCCCAAAAUGCCACGGCUACUGCCGUCGAGGCAGCAAUCCGGGCUGGCUACCGGUACAUCGACACCGCUUUUGCCUACGGAAACGAGUCUGAGGUCGGAGCCGGCGUUCGUGCCUCUGGAGUUCCCCGCGAGCAACUCUGGAUCACGACCAAGCUCGACAACCCGUGGCACAAGCGCGUUGCUGAGGGCAUCGACACUUCGCUCAAGAAUCUGGGCAUGGACUACGUUGACUUGUAUCUCAUGCACUGGCCCAGCAGUACUCGACCGGAUGAUCUAAAGAAGCACUAUGACGAUUGGAAUUUCGUCGACACCUGGCGUGAGCUGCAGAAGCUCGUAGGAACUGGGAAAGUGCGCAACAUCGGUGUCUCCAACUUUGGAAUCACCAACCUGGAGAAGCUGUUGAACGACCCAUCCUGCAAGAUUGUCCCGGCCGUCAACCAGGUCGAGUUGCACCCUAAUAACCCGUCUCCCAAGCUGGUUCAGUACUGCAAAGACAAGGGCAUCCACCUGACAGGCUACUCCUGCCUGGGCAGCACCAACUCGCCGCUCUACAAGGACGAAACGCUUCUGUCUCUCGCCAAGGCCAAGGGCAAGACGCCGCAACAAUGUCUCCUCCAGUGGGGCAUCCAAAACGGCUGGGACGUCAUUCCCAAGUCGGUAACCAAGGAGCGUAUUGAGGGCAACUUCGAUCUCGAUGGGUGGGAGUUGACGGAGGAGGAGCUCAAGAAGCUCUCGAGCUUGCCGGAUCGAUUUAAGGUCUGCGGAGACGAUUGGCUGCCUGUCAAGGUCUUCUUCGGUGACGAUGAGUAG